Messenger RNA from Scomber japonicus (chub mackerel), 5121 nucleotides. It is a transcript of the gene col4a6, whose product is annotated as collagen, type IV, alpha 6. Gene Ontology annotation, cellular component: collagen trimer. The transcript is spliced from 49 exons. Gene Ontology annotation, molecular function: extracellular matrix structural constituent. The record is from RefSeq and is a predicted model, not a curated record. The coding region runs from base 1 to 5121 and encodes 1706 amino acids. Lineage: Eukaryota; Metazoa; Chordata; Actinopteri; Scombriformes; Scombridae.
AUGAAAUUCCUGAUUUGUGUGAUAGCUGUCGCCUUGGCGGUGGGGUCUACACACGGAGGUACCAAGUUUGACGGGCCGUGUGGAGGCCUGGACUGCAGCGGAGGAUGCAAGUGCAACCCAGAGAAAGGCAGCAGGGGUCGUCCUGGGCCUCUCGGUGAGGUUGGUCAGAGCGGGCCAGAGGGAGUCCGCGGCCCUGUGGGGGGUUCAGGGCCCAAAGGAGAGAAGGGCCACCUUGGAUUUAGAGGACCAUCUGGGCCUAAGGGAGACAAGGGACCUAUGGGAGUGCCUGGGUUCCAAGGAGCUGAUGGAGUACCUGGUCACCCCGGUCAGGACGGUGGCAGAGGACCACCUGGACUGGACGGUUGUAACGGGACCAGAGGAGAAUCGGGACUGCCUGGCUACGGGACAGGAGAACCUGGACCCAGUGGUUUCCCUGGGCCUUUUGGGCCAAAAGGUCAGAAAGGAGAGCCUCGAUUCAUCUCAACAGAUAACGAGAUCCUGAGUUUACCGGGUCCUCCAGGCCUGCACGGUGCACCUGGUCUCAGAGGUCCUGAUGGUCAAGGUGGUUUGCCUGGUCCAAGAGGGCCUGAAGGAUUUGCUGGCCCACCCGGUCCUCCCGGUCCCCCAGGGCUGAUGGGGAGCCGUAGUGACGGAUAUCAAGGAGAGAGAGGAGACAAGGGCGACGUGGGUCUUCCAGGACCCAGUGGUACUCCCGGCGACGGGUCGCUAAGAAGCGAACAAACACUCACUAUCUACAAAGGAGAUCAGGGUGAACCUGGACGAAAGGGAAGCCGUGGCUACCCUGGCAACCCUGGCCGACCUGGGCCUUUCGGCUACCGUGGUGAAUAUGGAGAGAAGGGCAUUCCUGGAUAUCCUGGGGGAAGAGGCGCUCCAGGUUUUAACGGACCUCCUGGUUCAACGGGACAACAGGGAUAUAGAGGUGAUCCAGGUUACCCCGGGCAACAAGGAUACAAUGGACCCAAGGGAGACCAGGGAGACACCGGACCACCAGGACCUCCUGCUUACAUUAAUAAUUUUGGUUCAUCUGUUCAAGGUGAGCCAGGUAGCCCAGGUCUAAAUGGACUGCCUGGUGCUCCCGGUGACCAAGGAUCUCCAGGGUUCCCAGGGCCACCAGGCCGACCAGGAGUUGGUUAUGGCUCAAGAGGUUUUCCAGGGGCCCCAGGCCCAAAAGGAGAGAAAGGUAAUUCAGGUGCACCUGCCUACGGCGUUGAAGGAAUCCCAGGCACCCCUGGACUUCCCGGAGCCCCCGGCCCUCGUGGACCUGCAGGCCCAGGAGGUGCAGGCUUGUCCAUUCCCCCCUGCGUCAUCUAUCCUGAUGGUGGUUCCCAGGGCACCAGUUACCCCGGACAGCCUGGUGCACCUGGUCCCAGAGGACCGCAGGGUGGCUCAGGAUUCAAAGGCUUCAGAGGGGAUCCGGGCGACUGUGCCUGUCGUGGAGGCGGCUUUUCAGGAGGACCAGGAUCACCUGGUCCCCCUGGGGCGGACGGCACCCCUGGCUUCCCUGGACGAAAAGGUGAACUCGGUGACUCUGGUUCCCCUGGCUUUGGCGGUGUUCAGGGACCUCCUGGUCGUCCUGGUCCUAGUGGCACCUUUGGUCGUAAAGGAGAAAAGGGUGCGUCUUACUAUCCUAACUAUGGUGCGGGAGUGAAGGGAGAGUCUGGAUCUCCUGGACCCAGAGGACCUACAGGUGAAACUGGAAAAUCUGGCAGAGAUGGACUGCCUGGCUUCCCCGGAGCCCCUGGACUCCCAGGUGACGCUGGCUACGGCACAGUCGGGGAGAAAGGUUUCCCAGGAUUCCCCGGGCAAAAAGGUCGUCCUGGCGGCCCUGGAGAACCCGGCCAAGGCUUUGUCGGAACGCCCGGCUUCCGCGGAGAGCCGGGAGAUUCUGGACUAGCAGGGUUGCCAGGGCAACCAGGUUUACCCGGACCAAGAGGUGAAAACAGCUGUGGAGGGGUUAAUGGCACCGGAGAGGGAACGGGCACAGUGUUACCUUGCACCAUACCUGGUGAGGAAGGAGCACCUGGUUACCCCGGUGGAUCUGGACCACCAGGUCCUAAAGGUCAGGCAGGUUUCCCAGGAGGUUCUGGACGUCCAGGGUUUGAUGGUGCCAAGGGAGAAAGAGGAGACCCUGGCUUUGGAGGCCAGCCUGGACCACAAGGUUUCCCUGGACCAAGAGGAGAUGCUGGAAGUCCAGGUAUUCCAGGACAGAGUUUUGAUGGAGGAAGGGGAAAGGAUGGUGCGGCAGGACGUCCUGGAGCCAAAGGCCUGCCUGGAGAUGUAAUUGGAGCCACACCUGGAAGUCCAGGACGGGACGGUUUUCCGGGAGCCCCCGGAGACAAGGGUCUGCCUGGGACACCAGGAGGCCCUGGAUCACCUGGUUUUGACGGGCGUUCCGGUGUUCCUGGACUGAAAGGAGAACGUGGACUGGACGGUUAUCCUGGUAGUCCCGGCCUUCCUGGACCUCCAGGUGAGCUGACCAAUGGAUUUCCCGGUCGACCUGGAGCUCCUGGCGCCAAGGGACUCAGCGGAUCACCAGGCUGCCAAGGUUUUCCUGGUAGAAAGGGAGAAAGAGGAAACCCAGGUUUCCCAGCGCGUGGUGGUUUGAAGGGAGCCCAAGGACUACCUGGCAUCCCUGGGUCACCAGGGCCAGUGGGACCAACUGGACCUCCAGGCCCACCAACCAGAGAAGGAAUCCCAGGAAUCCCAGGAAGGAAGGGUGAGAGAGGUUUCGCUGGACUGAUGGGUUUCCCUGGACUACCGGGUCGUCCUGGUACUCCAGGGUUUCCUGGAGGGAAGGGAGCUUCUGGAGGGCCCGGAAGAGAUGGAUUUCCUGGCAGUCCUGGAUUCACCGGACCGAAAGGUGACCGCGGAUACCCUGGCCUCCCAGGCGUGCCCGCUCCAAUUCUUCCUGUAGAGUUUUUGGAGAAAGGAGACCUCGGCAUCCCGGGAGGCAGCGGCCUUCCUGGCUUCCCUGGACCCAGAGGUGACAAAGGUUUCCCGGGCCUGCCUGGUCGUCAGGGUCUGCCUGGACUUCCUGGUUUCUCUGAGCAGAGUAAAGGACAGCCGGGAGUGCCUGGAUACAAUGGACAACCAGGAAGCCCGGGCUUCCCCGGACCGAAGGGAGAACCUGGAAUCAUGGGAUUCCCUGGCAUGUCUGGACCGAGGGGUGAUGAUGGCUCACCUGGUUUCCCUGGCAACCCUGGAGAAGCUGGUCGUCCUGGUGGCAAAGGUAUUCCUGGAGACUCUUACUCAUAUCCUGGAGGUCCAGGACCUAAAGGUCUGACAGGAGAUCCAGGCUUCUCAGGUGGUCCCGGCAGAGAUGGCGCCCCUGGCGACAACGGCUUUCCAGGAAGUCCAGGUUUCCCUGGAUCAAAGGGAGGUCCUGGUGAAGCAGGACGGCCUGGAAUAAUGGGCUCCCCUGGUUUCCCCGGGCCAAAGGGUCUGCCUGGCUAUCCUGGAAGAAAAGGACAAGAUGGGUCUCCUGGCCUGCCUGGAGGUCCUGGGGGACCUGGAUCCAAAGGUUUGUCGGGAGCCCCUGGUUUGGAUGGACUUAAUGGCCUUGGGGGACCUAAAGGACUCCCUGGGACCCCAGGUGCAACUGGAGGAGGUCUCCCAGGUGCCAAUGGUUUUCCAGGGGCGAAGGGAGAAAGAGGAGUUUCCUAUGCUGGAGGUCCUGGAUAUCCUGGAGCGAAGGGAGAGAGAGGAAACCAAGGUGGUCCUGGACUCCCAGGGUUCCCUGGUCGGCCCGGACCUCCUGGUGAGACUGUGGGCUCAGACAUUCCUGGACCUAUAGGAGACCCAGGCUACCCCGGACUGGAUGGAGAAAGUGGUUUCCAGGGUCCUCCAGGUCCUCCAGGACCACCUGGUCCAGGCACAGCCCAGGGAGACAGAGGUGACUCUGGGCUCCCGGGAUUCCCUGGAUCCCCUGGCAGGAAAGGAGAAUCAGGAAUCCCCGGAGGCUCCGGACUGCCUGGCAGCCCUGGUUUCAAAGGAGAACAAGGUGAUAGUGGUUACAGCGGAGGUCCUGGUCUCAAAGGUUUCCCUGGUGACUCUGGCUACUAUGGACUCAAAGGACCCAAGGGAUUAAGAGGUCGUCAAGGUGGUAAAGGCCCCCCCGGCAUCCUACUGACCAGGCCACUUCCACCCUUUGAGCAAAAAUACGGAGACAUGGGAACUCCUGGUGAUAGCGGAGGCCCUGGUUUCCCCGGAGAGCCCGGCCAGUCUGGAUUGCCCGGGCGUCCAGGUCCUAAGGGUCGUCCUGGCCCUGCGGGUAAGCUGGGUAGGACUGGCUCUGUUGGUCUGCCCGGACCAGUCGGUGACGCCGGAGCCCCUGGUUUCCCUGGACCCAGCGGAGAACAAGGUCGCCCCGGUUCAAUCGGUCGUGUCGGUCCUGCCGGCGGUGUCGGCCGCAGCUUCAGCAUCGGCUACACUCUGGUGAAGCACAGCCAGAACUCCCAGGUUCCCAUGUGUCCUCAGGGCAUGGCUCAGCUGUGGGAGGGCUACAGCCUGCUGUACGUGGAAGGACAGGAGAAGGCACACAACCAGGACCUUGGUCAGCCCGGGUCUUGCCUCCCCAGAUUCAGCACCAUCCCCUUCCUCUACUGCUCCCCCAACGAGGUCUGCUACUACGCCAGCCGCAACGACAAAUCCUAUUGGCUCUCCACAACCGCUCCCAUUCCCAUGAUGCCUGUGUCCGAGGAGCAGAUACAGCCUUACAUCAGCAGGUGUUCAGUGUGUGAGGCUCCAUCUCAGGCUGUAGCAGUCCACAGUCAGGACAUGACCAUCCCCACAUGCCCGGCCGGCUGGAGAAGUCUCUGGAUAGGAUACUCCUUCCUCAUGCACACAGCGGCUGGCGCUGAAGGUGGCGGUCAGUCCCUGGUGUCUCCCGGCUCCUGCCUGGAAGAUUUCCGCGCAACACCGUUCAUCGAGUGCAACGGCGCUAAAGGAACCUGCCACUACUUUGCCAAUAAGUACAGCUUCUGGCUAACCACCGUGGAGCCCGGCCAGGAGUUCCGCUAUUCUCCGGGGCAGGAGACCCUGAAGGAAGGCCAGGAGCGCUUCAGAGUCAGCCGCUGCCAAGUCUGCAGCAAGUUCUUGUAG